Messenger RNA from Mustela lutreola (European mink), 1628 nucleotides. RefSeq names its product serine protease 16 (gene PRSS16). NCBI's taxonomy places the organism in Eukaryota, Metazoa, Chordata, Mammalia, Carnivora, Mustelidae. Gene Ontology annotation, biological process: proteolysis. Gene Ontology annotation, molecular function: serine-type exopeptidase activity; dipeptidyl-peptidase activity. Bases 1 to 1539 code for a protein of 512 amino acids. Gene Ontology annotation, cellular component: lysosome; endosome. The transcript has 12 exons. The record is from RefSeq and is a predicted model, not a curated record.
AUGGCCGGCAGGCCCGCCCUGUGGCUGGGCCCUCUGCUCCUGCUCUCCCUCUGGGCGUCCUUGGCUCCAGCCUCCCUCCUGAGACGCCUGGGGGAGCACAUCCAGCGGGUUCAGGAGAGCUCGGGCCUGAGCCUGACUUCGAGCCCAGGGGCUGGGGCCCUCCCGAAACAGGGGUGGCUGGAGCAGCCGCUGGACCCCUUCAACACGUCCGACAGGCGAUCCUUCCUGCAGCGGUACUGGGUGAAUGACCGGCACUGGGCCAGCCCGCGGGGACCCGUGUUCCUGCAUCUGGGCGGCGAGGGCAGCCUGGGGUCGGGCUCCGUGAUGAGAGGGCACCCUGCGGUGCUGGCCCCAGCCUGGGGGGCCCUGGUGAUCGGCCUGGAGCACCGGUUUUACGGCCUGAGUGUGCCCGCUGGGGGCCUGGACGUGGCCCAGCUCAGCUUCCUGUCCAGCCGGUUCGCGCUGGCGGACGUGGCCUCGGCCCGCCUGGCACUCGCCCGCCUCUUCAACGUGUCCGUCUCCAGCCCCUGGAUCUGCUUCGGAGGCUCGUACGCCGGCUCCCUGGCCGCCUGGGCCAGGCUGAAGUUCCCCCACCUCAUUUUCGCCUCGGUGGCCUCCUCCGCUCCGGUGCGGGCCGUGCUGGAUUUCUCGGAGUAUAACGAGGUGGUGUCCAGAAGCCUAAUGAGCUCGGCUGUCGGCGGAUCCCCCGAGUGCCGGGCAGCGGCGUCCGCAGCCUUCGCGGAGGUGGAGCGGCGGCUGCGCGCGGGCCCGGAGGCUCGCGGGGCGCUGCGGGCGGAGCUGGGCGCCUGCACGUCGCUGGACCGCGCGGAGGACCAGGCGGAGCUGCUGGGGGCGCUGCAGGCGCUGGUCGGGGGCACCGUGCAGUACGACGCGCAGGCGGGAGCGCCGCUGAGCGUGCGGCGGCUCUGCAGACUCCUCCUCGAAGGCGGGAGCAACCGCAGCCUCUCCGCGCCCUACCACGGGCUCCGGCGGGCAGUGCAGGUUGUCAUGCACAGCCUGGGCCAGCGGUGUCUAAGCUUCUCCCGAGCAGAGACAGUGGCACGACUGAAGGCCACAGACCCCCAGGUGUCCGGUGUGGGUGACCGGCAGUGGUUGUACCAGACUUGUACGGAGUUCGGCUUCUAUGUCACCUGUGAGGGCCCCAGAUGCCCUUUCUCCCGGCUCCCUGCACUGCCCUCCCAGCUGGAGCUCUGCGAGCGGGUGUUCGGUCUCUCCACUUCAUCCGUCGUGCAGGCUGUGGGCCAGACCAACUUGUACUAUGGUGGCCAGACCCCCAGGGCCACCCAGGUGCUGUUCAUUAAUGGGGACACAGACCCCUGGCACGUGCUGAGUGUAACACAAGCCUUGGGACCCUCGGAGUUAGCCCUUCUCAUCCCCGGUGCCUCCCACUGCAUGGACAUGGCCCCAGAGAGGCCCUCAGACUCCCCUAGCCUCCGCCUAGGGCGCCAGAGCAUCUCCCAGCAGCUGCAGAUCUGGCUUGGACUGGCAAAGCAGAGCUUUGUAAGCAGUGGGGGCUGAGGGGCCCAUACCCUCGCCUCUCCCUGGGUGGCCGCCUCGGUCCUGGACGGACUCACCAGAGGAAGCAAGCAGCUCAUGGGGAAGGAGGA